Messenger RNA from Dendronephthya gigantea, 2352 nucleotides. Its product is annotated as cytochrome P450 1A1-like. Gene Ontology annotation, molecular function: iron ion binding; heme binding; monooxygenase activity. Bases 350 to 1852 code for a protein of 500 amino acids. The record is from RefSeq and is a predicted model, not a curated record. NCBI's taxonomy places the organism in Eukaryota, Metazoa, Cnidaria, Anthozoa, Malacalcyonacea, Nephtheidae. The transcript has a single exon.
UCAUAUUACAAUUGGAAAUCUGAAAGACAAAUACCAAGUCAGGAGAAAGGUUUUCGCCGUCUGUCUCCCAAUCGUUGGAAUCUUGAGAUCCCAAAUUAAAAGAUAACCUUAAUUGAAAUGGUUUACAAAAUAUGGGCAUGAAAAUGCUCAACAAAACAGUUAUGUAGUGCUCAACUUCAAGUCCACCGGAAGUGAGUCGCUAGAUACUGUUUAAUAUUAAUGACUAUGGAUUAAAAAGCUUGCAGGAGCUAGCUUGUGGCUUAGUGCAACAUACACGUCAGGUAAAGACGAACAAGAAAGAUUUAACUUGCAAAUAUAUAAGACGGUGUGUAGUUUAUCAAGAAUAAAGAUGCAUGUUUUCACUGGUAGCUUUCUAGCAAUGCUUCUGUCCAAGUAUCUAUGCCCGGUGCUUAUCGUUCUGUUUGCAACAACAUGCAUACUCCUGGUAUAUCAACGACUGCAAGAGAACACUGGUCUUCCUCCGGGUCCAUUCUCAUGGCCAAUUAUUGGUAAUCUUCAUUUGCUCGGCAGCAAACCUCAUGAACGACUUACAGAGUUGGCCAAGACGUUUGGUGAUGUGUAUAGAUUACAAUUAGGAUCUCGCCGUGUUAUUGUCUUGAAUUCUCUGGACUGUGUUAAGGAAACAUUAGUGAAGAAAUCUAGCGAUUUUUCCAGCCGACCGCCGUUGAACAGUCUGCAAGCAUGCGAAGGAAGUCUAACGUUUGGACCUUACGAUGAAAUGUACGUCAAGAAACGACGGUUAGCCCACCUUUGCAUGCAUAGCUUUAUGUCAGAUCACGAACGACUGGACUCUCAAAUUAACAAUGGUUUGGAAAAUCUUUGCAAACGAUUUUCAGACCAUAACGAAGAAUUUGAUCCAAUUCAUGACAUAAAACAUGCAGUCGCUGAAAUGAAUUUUAACUAUACUUUUGGCGAGGAUAUUGAACCGAAGAAUAAAGAGAAACUGAACGAAAUAUUGAAAGAGUUUAGCGAAUUCAACGUCAGCGGUUUACCGGAUUUUUUACCAUGGUUAAGUCCAUUGUUCGAAAGAUCAUUCAAAAGAAUAAAGGAAAUUAUUGCUCAUCUUUUGAACUUUGUCCGCCACAUUUACUUUGAGAAGAAAGAAAAAUUCAACAAGAAAAACAAAAUUGGUUGCAUUGGUGAUGCAUUAGUGCGAUGUUAUGAGAAUGGUACUAAUGAAAGAUUGGUUGCUCUUGGUGAAGAACUUGACUUGAAUGAAGAGAAUGUUGCUACAUUGUUAACAGAUUUGUAUGGUGCAAGUGUUGAUACAACCAGUACAAGUCUUAUUUGGGCGGUUCUUUAUCUCGCUUGUCACCCAAACAUUCAAGAUCGCCUGUACCAGGAACUAAAGGAUGUCGUUGGAGUUAACUGUUUAAGCGUGAACGAUAAAAAUCGCUUGCCGUUCUUAGAGGCAACUGUUUUAGAAACUCUACGAUAUAGCACAGUUCUUCCUCUAGCUGUACCACAUUAUGCAGAACGCGAGACAAGUGUCGGACCUUACAGAGUCCCUGAAGACACUAUCGUUUUCGUGAACUUAUGGGCUGUUAACCACGACGAAAGAGUUUUCAAAGAUGCCUUAAAAUUUGAUCCUGGUCGUUUUAUCGAUGAAAAUGGUGAAGUAAACAGAGCUCGUUUUUCUUCUAUACCAUUCUCAACUGGCACUCGUAAAUGUCUUGGUCACUUGCUUGCUCAACUGCAGUUGUUUUUACUUCUUGGUGGUAUUGUACACAAGUAUAGAAUUGAACUGUCGGGUUGUCCAAGUCUUGCACCUGAAUUUGGUUUUAUUCUACGACCACAGUCUUUUAAAAUUAAUGUGUACCCGAGACAAUAGGGCUUGUUUGUCAGCUGAAAUAACAAACGUCUACUAAUGUUGCAAGAUGUGGACAGCAGGCUUUGAAUGUCGUUAAGGGAAAAACUCCUCAUGAUGCAAACUUAAAUCAACUUGAUAUAGUAACUGCCUGCAUUUCGCAAUGAUACUAUAAGCUAUCAUAGAGAAAGCGCCUUGCGCUUCAAAGGAAUUGAAGACAUGAUUAAUUUAACAAAUAUUACCUGUUAUAGUGUGUAUAUUGUUUGCAUAUAUUUCACUAACAAAUGGACCUUGACAUUUAGGCUAUAAUUUACCUUGACCUUAUACAAAGAAUUACGUCAGCAAAAGAAUAUAGUCAAAAUGAUCAUAAAUGCACACAUAUAAAACCUUUUUCAAGAAGUUCUAUAAAAUUGUAAACAAUGGCGACAUAUGUGAAGAGAGGCUUUCUGUUGUUAGUAAUAAAUAUAUACUUAGUCUAAGUUUUUAUCCAGUAAUCUCUCUUCCGACAGCGCUGAGAAUUAUUC